CUGGUGUUCGCUGGAGGGGCCGCCUCGGUUGGUGUCACCCUGAGCUCCGCCGCCGGCUCAGCCAGACGCGCGCUCCGAGGGCGCACGGGCCGGGCACACGGACUGUACGGGCGUUUUGGAUCGGCGGGGCCGCUUUGGGGUGGCGCCUCGCUGCUUCCUCGUGUCUCUCGGGCUGGGCUGGGCUGGAGCCCGGCGGCGAAGGGGAAGCCGGGCAGCUGGCUGGGCGAUGGCCCCGGAGCCGGUGGAAAACGCUGCCCGGCUGCUGCCGCCGCUGCUGCUUCUGCUACUCCUACGGGCGCAAGGCGCGCGCGGCUUCGACGAGGAGGAGCGCCGCUGCGAUGCCAUCCGCAUCUCCAUGUGCCAGAACCUGGGCUACAACGUCACCAAGAUGCCCAACUUGGCCGGCAACGACUGGCAGCCCGACGCCGAGCUGCAGCUCACUACCUUCACGCCGCUCAUCCAGUACGGCUGCUCUAGCCAGCUCAAGUUCUUCCUUUGCUCCGUCUACGUCCCCUUGUGCACGGAAAAGAUCGACACCCCGAUCGGCCCCUGUAGCGGCAUGUGCCUCUCGGUCAAGAGGCGCUGUGAGCCGGUCCUGAAGGAAUUCGGCUUCUCCUGGCCGGAAACCCUGAACUGCAGCAAGUUCCCACCGCAAAACGGCGACAACCACAUGUGCAUGGAGGGCCCGGGGGACGAAGAGGUGCCUCUUCACAGCAAGUCACCCCUGAACCCUGGAGAGGAAUGCCAUUCCGUAGGAUCGAACCCGGACCAAUACAUCUGGGUCAAGAGGAGCCUGAGCUGUGCCCUUAAGUGUGGUUACGACGCCGGCCUCUACAGCCGUUCGGCCAAGGAGUUUACAGACAUCUGGAUGGCUGUGUGGGCUAGCCUGUGCUUCAUUUCGACGGCCUUCACGGUCCUGACCUUUCUGGUUGAUUCCUAUCGCUUUUCCUACCCCGAACGCCCCAUCAUUUUCCUGAGCAUGUGCUACAAUAUUUAUAGCAUCGCCUAUAUCGUCCGGCUGAUCGUGGGCCGGGAGAGGAUUUCCUGCGACUUUGAGGAGGCGGCAGAACCUGUCCUCGUCCAAGAAGGCCUCAAGAACACAGGAUGUGCAAUCAUUUUCCUGCUGAUGUACUUUUUCGGGAUGGCCAGCUCCAUCUGGUGGGUGAUCCUGACGCUGACGUGGUUCCUGGCCGCAGGGCUCAAGUGGGGCCACGAGGCCAUUGAAAUGCACAGCUCGUAUUUCCACAUCGCGGCCUGGGCCAUCCCCGCUGUGAAGACUAUCGUCAUCCUGAUCAUGAGGCUGGUUGACGUGGAUGAGCUGACCGGGCUGUGCUAUGUGGGGAACCAGAACCUGGACGCGCUGACGGGCUUUGUGGUGGCCCCUCUUUUCACCUAUUUGGUGAUUGGGACCCUGUUCAUUGCGGCCGGCCUGGUGGCUCUGUUUAAAAUCAGGUCAAACCUUCAGAAGGACGGGACGAAAACCGACAAGCUGGAGAGGCUGAUGGUGAAAAUUGGGGUCUUUUCGGUGCUCUACACCGUCCCAGCCACCUGUGUCAUUGCCUGCUACUUCUACGAAAUCUCCAACUGGACUAUCUUCCGCUACUCGGCGGACGACUCCAACAUGGCGGUGGAGAUGCUGAAGAUCUUUAUGUCCCUGCUAGUGGGCAUCACCUCUGGCAUGUGGAUUUGGUCUGCCAAAACGCUGCACACCUGGCAGAAGUGCUCGAACCGGCUGGUGAACUCGGGCAGGGUGAAACGGGGGGAGAAGAGGGCUGACGGCUGGGUGAAGCCUGGGAAAGGGAACGAGACUGUGGUAUAAAGUGGACCAAUGCACAGCGGGCGGACCUGCCGGGUGCUCUCUCUCUCCCCCUGCGGGAAGAGUCGGGUUCACGCGAGCCACUGCGGCAGGACCGUCGCAGUGGUUUGCGCACCACGGAAAGGAGCUGUGCUUUUGGGGAGGUGGUGGGGAGAGGGUGCACAGAGAAGGCCCUAAUAAACUGCAAGGACUUGUUUGUUUGUGUGUGUGUGUGUGCUGUGAACAGCAGGGCUUUGCUCGCGCAAAAAACAGCAACAAAGGGAGCUUGCAGUGGCUUUCAGAAGCUGUGAAGACAAAAAUGGGAACCGGUUGACACUUCUGCCUGAAUGCGGCAUCCUUGUGCCUUGAGGAGUCUUGGGACUUAGCACCUCCUAGUGACGCAUCAUGUGCCUUCUCUUUAUUCCUCCUCACCCUGCCCUGAGUUGUAUUUUUAGCUGUGUUUUCUUGUGCAGGAAAGAAUUUAGAAAGUGGAUCUCUGCUGCUGUUGUUCUAGGGAACUCGUGUUCAGGGCUGCUGGCUUCCAGGGACUUGAGAUCCUGCUACGCAAAGGUCUGCCACCAUGGAGGGUUGGAAGGUGAACGUUCGUCUUCUAGCGCCUGCUCUGAUGUCUGCAUGCCAAUAGGGUUGUCAGAUAUUUGGAAGCCAAGCACAGUCCUUAUAGUCUAAGCUGGCCAAGGACAAUCUGGCAGCCUUCAGCUAUUGCUGGGCUACAUCAGCCCCUGCCCGCACCCCGUGCUGAUGGGAGUUGUAGUCCCAACAACCUCUGGAGUCCACGAAGUUGUCCGAGGUCAAUCCAAACCAUGAGUAGGAAGAAGGUAGCUUACUGGUAGAUUUCUGAGAUGUUUGCUGUUGGUCUUCUGACUCGUAGAUGUUCAACCAUAGCAGCAACACAGUGACCCUCCCUGAAUUAUACUGCUGAAAUGAAGGAACCCUGCAUGUGUGUCUGUGUGGAAGGCCUGCAAGCUCUAUCCCAGGCAUCCCCAAACUUCGGCCCUCCAGAUGUUUUGGACUACAAUUCCCAUCUUCCCCGACCACUGGUCCUGUUAGCUAGGGAUCAUGGGAGUUGUAGGCCAAAACAUCUGGAGGGCCGCAGUUUGGGGGGUGCCUGCUCUAUCCAGUUCUGGGACUUGGAAGCACAUUUCUGGGCUCAGAAUUCUUUCAUUCUUUCCCAGUGUUAGGUGUUCUGCACAAGCUCCAGGUGCUGAACAUCAGGCUCUUAAAUUAAAAAGCAAAACCAAAGGCGAUCCUUGAAAUUCGCUGCCACAUGGUCUCAGCAGUGGCACCCUCCUGGCUGCGAAGGCACUGCUGCUUACAAAAACUAGACAGGAUAAGGGUGGUGAGUGCUGGGGUGGCAGCGUUGGGGUCCUGCUGAUGUAUGGGGGGAUGCCGUCCUCCAGCCAUACAGCUGCCUGUCCUUGCCGCGGCGACAUCACAGCCAGGAGGGGGACUCUGCCAUUUGCUCCCCCCCUUCCUAUGCCACUCCUGCCUGGUCCACAGCUAUAAAGCCACUGGCUUGCUAAAAUUCAGGCAUGUCCACAACCCCCUUCUUCCUGUGCUGUAAGAAACCCCUGGUUUUACUUUGAGAAGCAUUCACUGAAGGGCUGAACUGGUAGACCUCUGUAGCUCAGGCAAGGGCCACACUCGCACCUUUAAAGUAUUGUGACAUCGCUCUAAACAGUCCCCCAAAGAAUUCUGGGAGGUGUAGUUUGAGAGUUCGAUCCCUCUUCCUAGGGGACUCUGGGAAUCGUGGUUCUGUGAGGGGGAUCUGGGUGCUUAGGAAACCCCUUUCCCCCUCACAGAGCUACUAGAUGGGUCGACACCACUCUGAAUUGUAACUUUUGAGGGGAAAUAAUCGGCGUCUCCUAACUCCCAGCAUCCUUAACAAACUACACCUCCCAGAAUUCUUUGGGGGACUUUAAAAAGUGCUAGCAUGGCUCUUAAACACGGCAAGCGAGUUGAUGCUUGGAUCCUGUUUGCUUCCAUGGGAGCCAAACUCAGCUCAGCUUCGGCCGAAACCCUCUGUUGUUUUUUUUUUUAAGGAAUGGUCUCUGUAGCUCUGCAGCUGUGUGUCUUGCAAGGGGGUUAUAGCUGAGCAGGUUGGAUCUGCAUAUGUACUAUACCACUAAUCUUCCCAAAAACUGAUCUACCACAUUCAGAGUAAUUGUACGGGGCAGCCUUGGUUGGACUGUACCAUUUCCAGCUGCAGUUGCGAGACUAGCUGUCUAAAUACGAGAGAUCAUUUACGGCACCCCCCAAAUCUUCUUGCAUGUAGAAAGCUAGCACCUCAGGGAGAGUGCUAGGCCCGCAUCUGUCACCUUCAUGGGCUAGUUUUCUUGUUUUCUUUCUUUCUUUCUUUCUUUCUUUCUUUCUUUCUUUCUUUCUUUCUUUCUUUCUUUCUUUCUUUCUUUCUUUCUUUCUUUCUGGCCAUCCGACAUGCAACUCCCACCUGUUGUCUGAAGAGGUUACAACCUUGAUAGAGAGUGAAAGCGUGUGGUUGCUCUGAACGCUCAGGUCAGCUUUUGAUAAGCCCGGUCCAGAUCCAUUCAUGCAAGCUGUUGGGUUUAAUGGGAUUUGGAUGGCGCCGUCCUUUGGGAAAUUCACCGUGUCCUCUUGCACGGUUCUUGUUUCAGCGAGGCUUUGUGCAAGAGAGUUCCCUGCUUGGCUGUGCUUAUCGGGAGAGACAAAAAAAGUUGGAAACUGAGAGCCUAACCUUAGCUUGCAGCUAGAUUCCCAUCUUUCUUCUCCCUCUCCUAUUCCCCGAAUCUCUUUCAGUCUUCCCCCCAACAUUGAUACAUGACUCUGCUGUUCCCAGUGUCGCACGCUCUCCAGUCUCAAUAAGAAAAAGUCCUCCUUUAGUUUUAUAGUCGUCUUUCCGUCUAGAGAGCAUGUGGGUUAAUAAGGAAAAGUGAGUGGAGGGUCAUUUCUGACAAUUGGCUUAUUCAGAGCCUGUUUUGUUUUGGUUUCUUUUUCUCUCCUCCCCUUGCCUCGCCAACCCCCCCUCAUUCUCUCUCUCUCUCCCCCCCCCCCGGUCCACCGCCGCCCCAGGCCCUCCAAGUAAACCUAUCAGUCCUUCCCCGGAGACCCAUUGCAUUAAGCAAUUAAGGCUUAAUAUAUUUCGCUCUGUGUGAUUGCAUCUGUGUCGACGCCGGUCUGGGCAAACUGAAAUGUUAAGUUCCUUGGCAGCUUUGCCUCCGCACAGCUCAGUUGCAUAAUUUGUGUGUCAAUUACAAUUAAGAAGACAUUCUCCAGCCAUGAGACCAGGGGUUACAUCUGACUCACUCCGUACCAAAAUGAAAGCGCUGUUUGUGUGUGUGUGUGUGUCUUUAUCAGUCUGAGAAGAAUGUGAGCGUGUGCUUUCCUUUUUCUGGUUUUAGCUAAAAGGGUCAGCUUCCCCCUCACCCCACCUGCCCUGUUACAUGACCCCAAGAGCAUAAACCUGGCUAUUGCUUGGUCAGUAAUUCCAUCUUAAACAUAGGCAGAUAGGUUCAGUGGAGCAACAGCCUAUUCUAGCUGGUGGGAGUUUGAUGACUGUAAACUUGGCUUUAGCCUGCAGGCAGUCGGCAGAAGUCGCUCAGAUGUUUGUAGGAGAACAGAAUGUUAAUGGCUGCCCGAUUGCCUGGCGGGCAAUUGUGUUCACAGCACGGCUGUGCCUUCCUUGUGUGGGCCUUGAAUUCAAGAGUUUUCUUCUUGUGUCCCUCCCCCAUGAAUGCACAGUCCUUUGCUCCGAUGUGCAGACGCUGCGCAUGGGUGGCACAUACCAUGGAGAGCAGCCGGGAGGGAGAACCUGCGGCCCCUCCAGAUGUUGCUGAAUCCCAACUCCCAUCGUUCCUGACCUUGGCCGUGUUGACAGGAGAAGAUGGGAGUUGGAGUCCCAACAACAAGCAGAGGCCCAUAGUUUCUCUUUAGAAGAAGGGGGUGCCACUAUAGGCAUAUGUGCAAGGGCUAAAAUAAUAAUCCCCCCCCCCCGGGCUGGUGCUUUUGGGUUGGCACCACAAGCACAGAGCUGGGGGCGUGGAGAGCUGUGCAUGUCUUCUGCUGCUCUUACUAGGCUCCUUUAAAAAAGAAAAGAAAAGCUUUCCGGUCUAGUUUGGCUGGUUUUAGAAGGAGUUGCAGCAGUAUUUUCCCCUCUCCCUUUCCAAAGAUCAUUCAAGUGCCUCUCUCAAGCUGCCUGGGAUCAAUGCAUAUGACAGAUUGUUUCUGCUGGGUGUCUUUUUUUUAAAAAAGCAUCUGCUCAAACCUCUUGGCGCUUGAGAGUUCUGCUGUAGCUUCCUUUCUCCCUUUUCACCCACUUCAGUGGCUACUUCCGAGCUACUCCUCCAGAGGUUAUUUCAAGCUCACCCAGAGUUCCUAUGUUGCCAAUGAUAGCACAGUGCAGGGAACUGACCUGGUGCUCAGAUACUAGUUUCCCCCCAGGAAGAACGGGGAUUUUCUACCGCCACUGCUGCACUCAACGUGGCAGUUUAUUCCUUUUUCACAACUUCCCCCUAACUCCUAAGUUUUGCAUUCUAUUUGAGCUUUUGCAAAACUUUAAAAGUCACUAUCGUGCAACAUCGUGUCCCUGUUAUUUGCUUCCAGAAAAAUAAACCUGUUUGCAAAUAAUAUGGAUGUUUAGUGCAUAACCUGCGUUCUCACCCACUAUAUUCCAAGAAGUGGCUUGCUUUUGUGUCAUGUGAAAGCUCAAAAAAAUAAUGUGGAAAUUAAAAGUUAGGGAAAUGUGGAGUUGGACUAGGCCGCCAUGUGAAUGCAGUAGAGUUCCUCUGAAGCUCAGGGAAUCUUGCCAUAAUAUCAAGGUGCAAACCCAUUUGCUCCUAACAUGCUAUCUCCAAACUGGGGAGGGGUGGCACGUCUUCUAGAUGCUUUGGGAACCUGUGCUAGGUGGAGCUGAUGGGGGUUCAAGGGACCUGGAGGGGAGCAAAAAUCUCCCUCUUGGAAACACUGGGGCAACAGCCAAUUUGCUGUGCCACCUGGCUGCCCUCUCCAUCCCUUUUGCCUCGAAGCAGCCAAGAUUGUGACCAAUCAUCUGUGGGAGAAAUCAGUUAAGAACACAAGAGCCUUUCAAGGCCCCAUCCAUUCUAGCAUCCUGUUCUCCCAGUAGCCAACCAGAUGCACAUGGUAAACUCGCAAGCAGAACCUGAGCACAACAGCGGUCUCCCCACUUGUGAGUCAGCUGGACUAGCUUAGUCAGUAGAGCAGGAAAAGACUCUUAAUAUCAGGGUCAUGGGUUCGAGCCCCACGUUGGGCAAAAGAUUCCUGCAUUACAGGGGGUUGAACUAGAUGACCCUAAGGGUCCCUCCCAAUUCUACAAUUUAUGAUUCUCAACAAUGUGUAUAAUUAAUAAAGAAUAUAGCCAUCCUGGCUAGUGACCAUAAACGAUAAUUUCCACUUGCUAUCACUUGGUCUGCCUUUUUAGAUAUUUAGAUUUCCUUCCAGCCAGGUGAGGGGAAAUCGUACCUGAGAACUGGAGCAUAAAUAAAUGGUCCCAGCUAUAGAGUCCCUGCCUGACAUUGUUUCUUAUUCCCCAGGUGCUCUUACUAGGUGAUCACCCUCUCUGCUAUUGGCUGUGGGGGGGGGGUCAUGUGGCCUGGGCCACCUUCAGCGCCACCAAAAACCAUUACCUGGUGUGGGGGGGGGCAACCCUUCACGCAAACACUAUCAUUCCUGUGUCCCACAUCCCAACUGUUGCUUGUGGGCCCGGGAAGCAGAUCUUGCUGCCACGCAUUCGGUGUGCAGAUGUCCUCUUUCAAGGCCUCCAUUCAUGGAAAGGCAGUUUGGUGUGAUCACAGAAAGGCUCUGCCCCAGAACCCCUUGCAAAUCUUGCAUCCUGAAUAAAUAAAUGAAUUCUAAGGACCCCCGUGGGUGCAUCUCUCUUGCUUGCGAAUGUAGAAAUGGCCAUUUGUCUUUUGGGUCCUAAUCUGUGCAUGACCUCAGAAUAAAGGAACCCUGAAUUGUCGAGAGAGGAUUGUAGCAUUUCAGGCUGCAGGUGUGAGCCACCAGCACUAAAUGUCCUCUCCCACCUCUUGCUCCCUGCAAAUUUUUGUGUUUUU
This is a messenger RNA of Zootoca vivipara (common lizard), 7860 nucleotides long. It is a transcript of the gene FZD4, whose product is annotated as frizzled class receptor 4. Lineage: Eukaryota; Metazoa; Chordata; Lepidosauria; Squamata; Lacertidae. Gene Ontology annotation, cellular component: plasma membrane. Gene Ontology annotation, molecular function: Wnt receptor activity; Wnt-protein binding. Gene Ontology annotation, biological process: retina vasculature morphogenesis in camera-type eye; non-canonical Wnt signaling pathway; canonical Wnt signaling pathway. The record is from RefSeq and is a predicted model, not a curated record.